GCAGGAGAUAAGCCUUUCUGUGUUUGGGGGAGUCAGGAGGAAUAAAGCUGGUGACGAGUGCCGUAGCUCCCAUUAUAAUGAUCUUAAGCAUCAAGACAUAAGUUUUUCUUCCAAUGAUCCUUCAUCCCGAACAUUUUCACCACCAUGCAAUAAUGAAAUUUCUGUGGGUGCCUUCCAUGAUACCAGGUCUCUUGUGGUUGGUGAACAUACAGACUGGCUCAUCUCUGAAAGUCAAUGGCCCCAAUGUCUGCAGCUAUUGGGAGAGCUAUACGACAGCAGUGAAGGAAUCCUAUGCUCAUCCUUACAGCCAGUCAGCUCUUGACACUUGUGACAGUAUGUGGAAUUACUUCAAGAUGUGUUCUCCUCCAAAAAUCAUGUAUCGGACAGCUUACCGCCAUGGAGUAAAGAUCGACUAUAGGAAAAGGCACCGCUGCUGCCAGGGAUAUUACGAAAGCAAUGAUGAAUGUGUUCCACAUUGCAGCAGGGAAUGCGUACAUGGACGCUGUGAAGCACCAAACCAGUGCCAGUGUGAACCAGGCUGGCGAGGAAAAGACUGCUCCAGUGCCUGUGAACCUCAUUUAUGGGGACCAAAGUGCAACAAUACUUGUAAUUGCCAGAACAAUGGGAUAUGUGACCCCAUUUCAGGAUCCUGCAUCUGCCCUCCAGGCUACAAGGAUUCGUUCUGCAAAAAGCCAUGUGAUCCAGGCACCUAUGGAUUAAAUUGCUUACUGGACUGCCAGUGUAUGAAUAAUGCCAGCUGUGAACCUCAAAACGGAACAUGUAUUUGUCCAGAAGGAUUUACAGGGCCAUACUGUGAGAUCAAAUGUAAAGAGGUUCAGCCUUCAAAGUAUCAGUGCCCAGAGUUUUGCCCAUGCCAGAGUGGAGGCAUCUGUAACCAAAGCACUGGGGAGUGCAGCUGCCCACCAGGAUGGAUGGGCCCUAUGUGUUCCAUCCCAUGCCCCCCUGGAUACUUCGGACCUGGAUGUAAACAGAAGUGCCCUUGUCAUAAUGGUGGACAGUGUGAUCCAGACAAUGGGCAAUGUCACUGCUCCCAAGGGUACACAGGGGAAGGCUGUCUGGAGGAAUGUUCCAUUGGAAAAUAUGGAAGGGAUUGUAAAGAAACCUGUGACUGUGUAAACGCUGUUCGCUGUUACCAUGUUGAUGGUGCCUGUUUAUGUGAGGCUGGCUUCUUGGGGACCAAAUGUGAGGAAAGAAUGUGCCCAAAUAUCAGCUACGGUCUACAGUGCCACAUACGCUGUCAGUGUGAUGUCCAGCACACCAAGAGUUGCCACCCAAUGUCUGGUGAGUGCACAUGUAAACCUGGCUGGGCCGGCUUAACAUGCAAUGAGACAUGCCCCCAUGGCUAUUAUGGAACCAACUGUCAGGAGCCAUGUUUGUGCCUUAAUGGCGGAUCCUGCAACAGCGAGACAGGGCAAUGCCGCUGUGCCCCAGGCUUUACAGGAACUCACUGUUCUCACUUCUGUCCUGAUGACACCUUUGGAGAUGGAUGUUACAAGAAGUGCAAGUGUGUACACCACCUGGCGUGCUCCCCUAUAGAUGGCAUUUGUGUGUGUAAAGAAGGUUGGCAAAAAGGAGACUGCUCUCUGCCAUGUCCUAAGGGAAGCUGGGGCUUCAACUGUAACAGGACCUGUGAGUGUUCCAAUGGUGCAUCCUGCAGCCCCAUCACUGGGCACUGCUUCUGUACAUCUGGGUGGUACGGACAGAAAUGUGAGCUGCCCUGCAAGGCUGGAAACUUUGGACCUGGGUGUGGCCAGAGAUGUGAAUGUAAAAAUGCUGAUGGUUGUGAUCCCGUUACUGGCAAGUGCAUGUGUUUACCAGGAUGGACAGGAGAGCAUUGUGAAAAGACCUGUAAAGAAGGAUACUGGGGGAGGAGCUGUAAUAUGUCUUGCACUUGUAAAAAUGGGGCAUCUUGCUCUGCAGAAGAUGGAUCGUGCACCUGCACAGCUGGUUUCCAGGGCAGCAACUGCGAGAACAACUGCCCUCCUGGACGUUAUGGGAAAAAAUGUACAUUCUAUUGUAAAUGUUCUAACCACUCCACAUGUAACCCCGUGGAUGGAUCCUGUAAAUGUUCUGCUGGGUGGAAAAGCAACGACUGCUCAGAGUCCUGUUCGCCAGGAUUUUGGGGGAAGGAUUGUGCCCAUUCUUGUUACUGUCAAUAUGGAGGACACUGCAGUCCUAUAGAUGGAAGAUGUGACUGCCUACCAGGCUGGACUGGAAAGACAUGCUCUGAUGCUUGUCCUCUAGGGCUAUGGGGGAAAGAUUGCACUAAUAUCUGUUCUUGCCAAAAUGGAGGACAAUGUAAUGCUAUUGAUGGGACUUGUCGCUGCCUUGCAGGAUGGAAUGGGAAAACAUGUUCUGAAGUGUGCCCUCUAGGGACGUUCGGAGAAAACUGUAUGAACAAAUGCAGAUGCCAAAAUGGAGCGGAAUGUGAUCAUAUUACUGGAAAGUGCUCCUGCUUGCCUGGAUAUCAUGGACCCUACUGUGAUAAUCGCUGCCCUCCUAGGACAUACGGGCUCAAAUGCUACCAGGUCUGUGAUUGUCUCCACAAUUCCACCUGUGACCACGUGACUGGUCAUUGCCAAUGUGAGGCUGGUUGGUCUGGUGCACGUUGUGAAAAAGCACUUGAUGUCCCAUUUACAAUGGUUCCAAAGACAUCUGUGAGUGCAGAUUCCAUUGGACCCAUGAUUGGUAUCAUCGCCCUGGUAAUUUUGGUGGUCGCAUUAAUUGCGCUAUUUCUGGUCUACCGUCACUGGCAGAAAGACAAGGAGAGUCAUAACUUAGCCGUGUCAUACACAUCAACCAGACCAGCCAGCUCUGUCUAUGAAGUUCCAGAUGUGCCUCCAAGUUACAUGCACUAUUACACCAACCCCAGCUAUCACACGCUGUCUCAGUGUGUCCCUAACCCACCUCCUGUGCCAAGCAACCAGGACAGACCAGGCUCCAAGAAGAUGAAUCCGCAUUUUUCUAAUGUGAUGAUUGCAGAAAGAGAGAGAAUGAGCUCCUACAGUCCAGAUUACAAUGCCACCUUGCCAGCCGACUGGAAACAUCAGGCUGCACUUAAAGGACGUCAAGGUGUAGACAGAAGUUACAGUGUUGGGGUUUACUAUAAUAAAGGAAAUGAUUAUGUGAAAGACUCUGCUCUCAGCAUCAGCAAUAGCUCCUUGAACAGUGAGAAUCCAUACGCCACAAUUAAAGAUCUUCCGAUGCUGAUGUCCAGGACUUCUGAGGGAAACUACAUGGAGAUGAAGUCUCCUGUCCACCGAGAAAUGUCAUAUGCAGAAAUUGGACUUUUUGAUGAAGACGCCAUGUACCAAGUGGAUUCCAUGGAGCAAGAUAGCUUCAUACGAGGUGCAGCAGCAGCUGCCUCUACAAGUUCUCCUCGUAACAGCCUCCAGACCAACCAUUAUGACUCUCCAAAAAACAGCCACAUUCCCAGUCACUAUGACAUGCCACCAGUCAGACAGUAUCCGUCAUCACCCGGAACAAAGCGCAAAGCCCGAUGAUUACACACAUGUACUGUUGCUAUGAGGUAUCCAAUAUUGGACCUGAUGAGCCGGCACUGCAGAAGCCCAAGCUGGAACCUGUGGGAUCUUCUUGCAGCCAUUACCUUCUUAAUCUGUGAAAUGACUUUGUUUACAGAAUAAGAGCCCCACUUUUUUGCUCGGUGUACAAUACAGACAAAUGGAAGGUUUGUCCUCUCUGUGAAUUAACUUUUCAAGAUUUGAGACUGGGCUCUCUAAAGAAAUAUGUCUCUGGUCUUCUAGAAGGCAACUAUGUUAUGAUGGAGACUGGACUCUCCAAGGAGUCUUUUUGAAGACAUUUACUACAUCUGGCCAUGACAUAGAUGUGACUGUGUCACAAGUGUUCAUGAAGGCAUGUAUAAUCUUUUAAUGGUAUAGAACUGACUUUUUUAGAUGCAGCUGUCAUAAAGAUUUAGCAUGUAAAACGGCCAAAAACAUAUGACUCCUCAUAUAAAACUAAAUCCUACCUCGUCUUGCAGAUUUUAGCCCGUUUUGUUAAAACUUUUAUGUCAGAGCACACCAUAUGCUAAUUGCCAGCAACUAUUCAUUGAGGUGAGAGUCACACAUGUACUCACACCUAUGAAGAUGUGAUUGACAGGUGUGAUUAGACUUUGUACUUUUACUGGUUUCACUGUUCAUGUAGGGUCAUACGUAACUGAUUUGCAGCGUAUGUCUGUGAUUGCUGCUGCAAGCUAGACACAGGGGGGGAAACAGCCAUAGGGUCAGCUCUUCCAUGGAUUUGCAGCGUAAAACAUGCUGCAGAUCUGUUACGAGUGACCCUACCCUUCUACUGCAUUUGUGUGAGUGCUCAAAAGAUUGUGGUGGUACACUUGUCCGCAGGCAGUGAUUUAUUAGCAUUAAAUGCAUAUGCCCGGGGAAGAUAACACUUCAAAACCUGCACAAUAUUUUAACUUGGAGCUGAUGAAGCAAGUGAGAGUCAUAUGUUCCCGAUCCUUUUAUAUGCUAAAUAUUGGUGACAGAUUCUACUAUUGGUGACAGGAGUCUACUUGAAUUGGUUUACAGUUUUUUUCUGGUAGUUUGGAAUGGCCUGUCAAAUAUCAAGACAUUCUUGUUAAAGUUGUUCACUUCAUCAUGUCACAAUGGAGUCUAAAAACAAACUCUUAAUGAAGGCAUCUAAUUUUAUCUUUAAUUGAUGUUGAACUGCUCCAUUAAACAUCUAAUAAUGAAGUCAAUGAAUUAGAAUGGUUCUGGACAUAGUGCCUGCUAUAAUUAUGUUUUUAAAUUGCAACAUGUUAAUAAAAUAAAUACUUUUUUAAAAUAAAUCAGUC
This is a messenger RNA of Hyla sarda, 4831 nucleotides long. RefSeq names its product platelet endothelial aggregation receptor 1 (gene PEAR1). Gene Ontology annotation, molecular function: protein binding; scavenger receptor activity. Lineage: Eukaryota; Metazoa; Chordata; Amphibia; Anura; Hylidae. The transcript has 25 exons. The record is from RefSeq and is a predicted model, not a curated record. Gene Ontology annotation, cellular component: membrane. Bases 114 to 3524 code for a protein of 1136 amino acids.